Messenger RNA from Aspergillus nidulans FGSC A4, 624 nucleotides. RefSeq lists its product as uncharacterized. The coding region runs from base 1 to 624 and encodes 207 amino acids. Lineage: Eukaryota; Fungi; Ascomycota; Eurotiomycetes; Eurotiales; Aspergillaceae. The record is from RefSeq and is a predicted model, not a curated record. The transcript has 3 exons.
AUGCCUUUCUCCAUCUAUUCCGCCGGCUUUAUCGCGGCCCUUACAGGCCUCGCCCAAGCUCUGCCCACGGCCACCACGCCCUCAAUCGGCGACCUUACGUCCGCCAGCACCUCUACGGUCCCUGAACUCCCCCAAAUUUCAUCUUCUACCGGCUCCCCCUCCGGCUCAAGUUUCAUAGGAUUGGCCGGCAGCAACGAGCUCGAUCUUGGCGAUGAUGAAGAGCUCCCCGAGCUGGAAUCUAGUUUCAUCGCCGGCAGCCUCCAGCACCUCAACAACGCAAACGACGAAUGGGAUAACUCCGACUCGGACUCCGACUCGGGUUUGCCUUCGGGGUCGAGUUUCAUGGGCUUCGCUGGCAGCAGCGAACUUGAUCUCGGUGACUCGGAGGAGCGUCCUGAGUUUGACUCGAGUUUUCUCCUUGGCAGUCUCCAGAACUUCGAGAGCAAUGAUAGGCAAGCUAGGUCCGACUCCGGCCCUAUUCCGACCUCCGGGACAAGCUUUAUUGGCUUUGCUGAUAGUAAUGACCUCGAUCUCGGAGACAAGGAUGAGCUCCCUGAGAAUGAGUCGAGCUUCCUUCUGGGUAGUCUCCAGACCUCCAAUCAGGAUGAGGAGGAGAAUAACUAG